GUGAACCGGACGACGGUCUUGCAAUGCUCCCCGAACCCACUGGAUAUGAGGCACCUUCUACAUGGCUAUUCUGCUUGCAUAGCAUGGCAUCAGGAGAAACAGAGGCAGGCUGCCAGCAAUUUCUCAGCAACUUUUGCUUGGUAUGGUUGGCAGCAUCGGUGAUAAUGCUACGUACUCUGCUACAAUGCAUACAACACCUGCGCACUAGCCUUCUGCGCAAAUUAAAAACUGUACACAGUAAAAUUCUAUGCUCACUAAAUGUGUGUAGUAACUUCAUACACACUUUAGAUGUGCGCAGUGGUACUAAUAAUGUGCGCAGUGACCUCUUAGCUACUCUAGAUGUGCGCAGUAGCUUUUCAAGCACUAAACAUGUGCGCAGUGACCUUCUAGCCACUUUAGAUGUUUGUAGUGGCACUAAACAUGUGCGCAGUAACCUUCUAGCCACUUUGGAUAUGCGCAGUAGGUUUCUAAGCACCAAACAUGUGCGCAGUAACCUUCUCUCCACUUUAGAUGUGCGCAGUAGCUUAUCAAGCACUUUAAGGAAUGUGCCAAGUGAAAUUUCACAAAGUGUUGAUGUUUCGCGCACAUCACAUGUGCGCAGCAGUCAUCCGCGCACCCUUGCUGCAGCGCUGAUGGGUGUGUGUGUGGUACUGUCGUGUAUGCCUUUCGCGGCCGACGCGAAUCCUGAGGCGAAACGACUUUACGACGAUUUGCUGAGUAACUACAAUCGGCUGAUCAGGCCGGUCGGCAACAAUUCGGAUCGACUCACUGUGAAGAUGGGACUCAGGCUGUCACAGCUUAUCGAUGUGAAUCUGAAGAACCAAAUCAUGACUACAAACGUCUGGGUGGAACAGGAAUGGAACGACUACAAACUGAAGUGGAAUCCCGACGAGUAUGGUGGAGUAGACACCCUUCAUGUGCCCUCCGAACACAUUUGGUUGCCUGAUAUAGUUUUAUAUAAUAAUGCCGACGGCAACUAUGAGGUGACAAUAAUGACAAAGGCGAUCCUGCAUCACACGGGAAAAGUGGUUUGGAAGCCACCUGCCAUCUACAAAUCGUUCUGCGAGAUCGACGUCGAGUAUUUUCCAUUCGACGAGCAGACCUGUUUCAUGAAAUUCGGGUCUUGGACAUACGACGGCUAUCAUGUGGACUUACGUCACAUGUCGCAGUCACCAGACUCAGACACGAUUGACGUGGGCAUAGACCUGCAGGACUAUUACCUGUCAGUCGAGUGGGACAUCAUGAGAGUACCAGCCGUGCGCAACGAGAAAUUCUACUCAUGCUGCGAAGAGCCCUACCCUGACAUCAUAUUCAACAUAACACUGCGUCGCAAGACACUGUUCUACACCGUCAACCUCAUCAUACCAUGCGUCGGCAUCUCCUUCCUUUCUGUGCUAGUCUUCUACCUGCCUUCCGACUCCGGGGAGAAGGUCUCUCUCUGCAUAUCCAUCCUCCUCUCUCUCACUGUGUUCUUCCUACUUUUAGCCGAGAUCAUCCCACCCACCUCCCUCACAGUGCCACUGCUAGGCAAAUAUCUACUAUUCACAAUGGUUCUAGUCACGCUGUCUGUUGUGGUCACCAUCGCAGUUCUGAACGUGAACUUCAGGUCACCGGUUACCCAUAAAAUGCGGCCCUGGGUGCACAGGUUGUUCAUUCAGGUGCUGCCCAAGGUGCUGCUGAUAGACCGGCCCAAAAAGGAGGACUCGAUCGAUGAGGAUGGCGCUGAGGAUGACCUCGACAAGAAUGUGGAUGACGGUAAUAAUAUAUUCACCGGAGUGUUUGAUGUGCCCGCCGAAAUCGACAAGUACUUGGGAGGGUAUGGCAGCAGCAAACGGUUCAGUGCCGACUACGACAUACCCUCUCUGCCUCCUUCGCGCUACGACUCGGGGGGGCCCACCACAACAAUGGUGCCCUGUUUCGGGGGGGUAGGGGGGGCCGACCCCCCUCUGCCCCUCCCGUUGCCCUCGGCCGAUGACGACCUGUUCAGCCCGGGUGUGGGGGUGGGGGGUGUAGAGAGCCCCACCUUCGAGCAUCACCACGAUCAGCCCAUCACCAUGGAGAAGACCAUCAAGGAUGCCAAGUUCAUUGCUCAACAUGUCAGGAAUAAGGACAAAUUCGAAAACGUAAUAGAAGACUGGAAAUACGUAGCUAUGGUUCUAGACCGGCUCUUCCUGUGGGUGUUCACCCUGGCCUGUGUUCUGGGCACGGCGCUGAUCAUCCUUCAGGCGCCAUCUUUGUACGAUACCACCAAGCCAAUAGACAUACUCUACUCGAAAAUUGCCAAAAAGAAAAUGCUCGCGAUGAUGGGACCUGAAGAGGAUUAAUACAGCGGUAACUUUGAACAGAACUCUGGAAAGAUCGAACUUUGUCUGGAUGGAACCCAUAACAAUCACACGAUUUGAUGUAUCCAAAGAAACAGGUCAAAAAAGGUUGUAUUUUCUACUCGAGAAUUGAACAGGUCCUGAUAAUAAUAUUCGUAUGGCUUUUAUUGAACUUUGAAAAGAUCAAACUUUGUCUGGGGGGACCCAAAA
Messenger RNA from Nilaparvata lugens (brown planthopper), 2531 nucleotides. RefSeq names its product acetylcholine receptor subunit alpha-like 1 (gene nAChRalpha1). The transcript is spliced from 8 exons. Gene Ontology annotation, molecular function: transmembrane signaling receptor activity; acetylcholine-gated monoatomic cation-selective channel activity. Bases 24 to 2324 code for a protein of 766 amino acids. Gene Ontology annotation, cellular component: neuron projection; synapse; postsynaptic membrane. Gene Ontology annotation, biological process: monoatomic ion transmembrane transport; signal transduction; regulation of membrane potential. The record is from RefSeq and is a predicted model, not a curated record. NCBI's taxonomy places the organism in Eukaryota, Metazoa, Arthropoda, Insecta, Hemiptera, Delphacidae.